AUGGUCGCAGAUGCGGAAUAUUCUACUUAUGGGACGGCAGGCCAACGCGCUCGUGGUGGCGGAAAGCGCAACGGCGGCAGGGCUGCCGCGGCCAAGGGCGGUCCCUUGGGCAGGCAGUCGCAGGAUGCGGAUGGGGGCGACGAGGGGGAUCAUGCCGAGCCGGUCACUACCCGUGGUGGUGGAAAGCGCAACGGCGGCAGGGCUGCCGCGGCUAAGGCCGAUCCCUCGGGCAGGCCGGCGCAAUAUGCGGAUGGAGGCGACGAGGGGGAUCAUGCCGAGCCGGAAGCUCGUGGUGGCGGAAAGCGCAACGGCGGCAGGGCUGCCGCGGCCAAAGGCGGUCCCUCGGGCUUGCAGGAUGCGGAUGGGGGCGACGAGGGGGAUCAUGUUGAGCCGGUCACUACCUGUGGUGGCGGAAAGCGCAACGGCGGCAGGGCUGCCGCGGCUAAGGCUGAUCCCUCGGGCAGGCCGGCGCAGGAUGCGGAUGGAGGCGACGAUGGGGAUCAUGCCGAGCCGGAUCAUGCCGAGCCGGAAGCUCGUGGUGGCGGAAAGCGCACCGGCGGCAGGGCUGCCGCGACCAAGGGCGGUCCCUCGGGCUCGCAGGAUGCGGAUGGUGGCGACGAGAAGGAUCAUCCCGAGCCAGAAGCUCGUGGUGGCGGCAUGCGCAACGGUGGCAGGGCUGCCGCGGCUAAGGGCCGUCCCUCGGGCAGGCAGUCGCAGGAUGCGGAUGGUGGCGACGAGAAGGAUCAUGCUGAGCCGGAAGCUCGUGGUGGCGGCAUGCGCAAUGGCGGCAGGGCUGCCGCGGCUAAGGCCGAUCCCUCGGGCAGGCCGUCGCAAGAUGCGGAUGGAGGCGACGAGGGGGAUCAUGCCGAGCCGGAAGCUCGUGGUGGCGGCAUGCGCAACGGCGGCAAGGCUGCCGCGGCUAAGGGCGGUCCCUCGGGCAGGCAGUCGCAGGAUGCGGAUGGUGGCGACGAGAAGGAUCAUGCCGAGCCGGAAGCUCGUGGUGGCGGCAUGCGCAAUGGCGGCAGGGCUGCCGCGGCUAAGGCCGAUCCGUCGGGCAGGCCGUCGCAAGAUGCGGAUGGAGGCGACGAGGGGGAUCAUGCCGAGCCGGAAGCUCGUGGUGGCGGCAUGCGCAACGGCGUUAGGGCUGCCGCGGCCAAGGGCGGUCCCUCGGGCUCGCAGGAUGCGGAUGGUGGCGACGAGAAGGAUCAUGGUGGCUUCAAGUGGGGCGACCGUGGCCUGUAUGUUCACGAGUCAGGAUUUGAGGCGUUCAAGGGGACGGCCGCGCCUGACGAGGAGAAGAAGGACUUGAAGGAGGAAGAGUAG
This is a messenger RNA of Closterium sp. NIES-65, 1323 nucleotides long. The record is from the annotation of a GenBank genome assembly. Lineage: Eukaryota; Viridiplantae; Streptophyta; Zygnematophyceae; Desmidiales; Closteriaceae.